Molecule: messenger RNA, 4785 nt
Organism: Podarcis lilfordi (Lilford's wall lizard)
Lineage: Eukaryota; Metazoa; Chordata; Lepidosauria; Squamata; Lacertidae
Source: the annotation of a GenBank genome assembly
GAAGAACUAUAGCUCAGUGACAGAAGACGCUUGAGGAACACACUGGUGAUCACGAGCGAGGGAAUGCCAUUGCGCUUGUGUCCUGCUUGUGGGAGAAGGGUCCACUCUAACUUCGAACGAGCGUGUGCUUGGAAACUCCUCUUUGGUUUUGCAGACAUCUUAUUAUGGGCUUCAGAGCCAGCUGGCUUGGAAACCCCUUGUUCUCUUUACCAGAGUCUGGGUGACAGAAAAAUGGGCUUCCUGCUCAGAUCAGGCAACACUUUGUGCCAAAAGCAAUAGGGAAAACAUACAAGGCCAACAAAUACCCUGUGGCCUUGCUCGCACAGCCACCUUUUCCCCCUCCUUUCCUCAAAGUGGCUUCCCACUUGCAACAAGCAGCUUGCGGUUGUGGCAGCAUGACAGCAAACCUCAGCAUGAGCAUCUGAUCCGUGCAGUGCAACAUCACAACUUCUGCUCAUGGCAGGUGAGUCACAGAGCUUGUUUGCCAAGAGUAGGCCGUUUCUGUUGGCCAAAACUGUGGGAUGCAGCCACUCUGGGGAGGGACUGUGCCCUUAGCGUAAUUCAAUUCAAGCUGCCCAGAGUGGCUAGGGCAACCCAGUCAGAUGGGCAGGGUACAAAUAAUAAAUUAUUAUUAUUAUUAUAAUAAGGACAUAUUCCAGGCAGGCAAGAGCACUUCCAGAGUGUGUGGAGAGCGGGACUGAGGAGCGAUAUGUCCUGAAGGCCAGAGAGACCUGGAAAUUGUGAGUUUCCCCCAUACUUUUAUUUUCUGUAACAGCUGACAAAUUAUUUUUGUUAUUUUAAAGUUGUUCUUCAAAUUCUGGUCGCCGAGGCCUGGCUUACGCAUGCAGUGGGGCUUAUGUGGAUGCAAGAAGCAUGCAACAGGAAAUGAAGGAGAGAACCCAAAGAGGCAUUUAUCCAAAUUCAGACGUGAGAUGCUGCAGAAGAAAAAGAAUGAACUGGAUCAUCUUAGACAGAAGGUGAGUGACUCCAUUUUUCCAGUCUUCCCUUGAAACAGAAACCAGCACAACAGGCUUGAGCCUUGACUAGAAACUUCCUCCUUUACAUGUUAGCUUCCUACUUGCAGCAAAGGCUUUUUUCAAAUUGGGGAGCAUUCAGAUUGGCAUUCUGCCCCCUGCAAUCUGAAGUGGUACUUAGCAUUCCAGCGGCAUCCUUCCUACGUCAUCCCCUGCAUGUGUAGUGCUAGCCUCCACAGAAAACUCUACCCUUUGCAACCAAACCUGUGAUAUUCAUUCUUUGUAGGGAGCAUAUUGGUUUCAGCUCUCUGCUACAAUCGAGGCAGCUGCCUCUAGAAGGUCAGGUAGCUCUGUAAAUUGGAGGUUUUAAAAGACACCCCAGUUGUCACCAGAACUGGGUAUCUCAAUACAGGAAAGCCAGUGCAGGGACCACGGAAAUACUGGGCUAGCAAGCCACACUUGGCUCCCGUCGGGGGCAAACUCAUCCUUUGAAGCAGACACCCCCCAUGGCGCUUUCUGCUGGGGAAAACAACAGAGGCUGGACACUCUUGCCGCAGUAUGGAGUGCCAUUAAACACACUUGUCUGCAGCGAGAGCCUUACAAGCCAAGGGAAAGCAGGCACUUGUUUUGCUCUGCAAACAAAAGCAAUGGUUGUCAUGCACCCCACAUGUUUGAGCUCCCCCACCUUGUCUUAGCAGAAAAGAACAGCAGCAAUCUCCAGCCCGGAGCCGGGAUUAAUGGCAGCAUUUAAUUAUGCCACUCUGCAGCAGCAGCUGCUUUCGUUCCACAAGGAGUUGGGGAUGGAGUGUGCACAGGGGAAGCAAUCGUUAGGAGCCAGACAGAACCAUCAGAGUCAUGUUUACUCAGGGCUAAGCCCCACGGCGUUUAAUGGGACUUCCCUGCUAGUACAUGGGUUGAGGAUUUCAGCUUAAGGUUUCUCCAGACAGCUGUUCCACCUGCAGUUUUUGGAUUCGCCCCUUGAUCCUUCAGUUCCAUUGCCCACUUCUUCAGAUCCUUACCAAAAGACCAGGCUUGCUCAAAGAAAGUCUCUUUUGUUAGGGUUAGAUUACACUGAAGAGCCACUGCUUGUUGAAGUAGACAAUACUGAGUAAAAUAGACCAACGUACAAGGCAGCUUCCUGUGUUCCUUGUACAUAAGCCCCAGAGCUCCAUCAAAUCAUUCUCUGUGCUUGGAACAGAAGCCUGGGUGAGUCAAAGGUCCAUAGCAGCCAGGUAAUUUCAGAUGAUAGCUCCAUUUCAGCAGGGGCAGAUCUACUAUGAAACUAAUGAAGCUUAAACUUAUUGGCCCCUAAUCCUCGAGGGGCCCCAGAAGCGACUUAAGUCCACAUUACUUAAAAAUGUUGGGUCCAGUAGGCCCAAUUUGAGUCACAUGGCUCAAAUUGAUUAAUUUUUUGUUGUAUAUAUUUCAACAAUCCCAAAGUUUGAGAGUCAGUAGCACAGAUGUUGUAAAGGUGUGGUGCUCUGUCAUGGAACAACCCCACUGAAGAAGAUAAGAGUGGCUACCCAGGCCUCAUUGCAAAGGGACCCCCAUAAGAGUUUAAGCUUCAGGGCCCUGAAAUGUAGGUCCACCAGUGCUUUUGAGUCAAUUCUAGCCCUGCUCUCAUCACACAGUUUCCUUCCCAGUUGGCACCUGGGUCUAAGGCCCACCAGCUGGAGGUAUUUAAAGUCGGCAUCUCAUACUCCUCUUUGGGAUUUGGGGAGGUAAGGCUGGUUUCCCCCUAGCUGUGAGUGAUGCCGCCUGGGUGCCCCUUUCCACCUCAGCCAGAGGCAGGGCAACACUGAUCCCAGGGUUUCCUCAGGGAGAGAUCCAGCACUGCCUCUCAUUGUUCCCUGGCAGUCCAGGUGUGGCCAGGGGAUCACUGGAGGGAAUAGACUAGAACCCUCUGGAUAGGGAGGGUGCCUGCCUUCAGUCUCCCCCGGGGAGGUCUAUGAGGUGAGGGCUAGUCUUGAAGGGCGGCUUUCUCUCCUGGAGGGAGUUCAGCCACUAGUUGUAGGCUAUGUUAGACUCAGCUCUCCCCCUUCCUGAUUAACUCAGGGCUGCUUAAACCAGCUUCCUCCCCCUUCAUCAAGCCCAUAAUCACCAGCUGAGACUGUACUUGCCCAGCAGGCAGGCAUGUGAGAAGGCACCUUACUGCCUGGUGUUUGAUUGUGGGUGAUGUCUCUUGGUGACACCCCAGUGUGGCCAACCCCAUUGGAUCUGGCAGGAGCAAUGGAUGCUGUCUUAAAGGUACAGGCAGCACUGAUGCUGCUUGGUAGGGAGGGAGCCCUUGUAGCUCACCAAAACAGUCAUUACUUGUUGGUGAGGGGUGCAGCAAGAUCAAGCAAUCUUUGAGCCACCACAUUCAGGAUAGGAGAAACAGCAGACUUGCACCUGCAGUUUGAAGUGGUUCAGAAUAGCAAUGGGUAAAUCACAUCUGUCUCCUGAUUGGUGUUGUUUGGUUUUUAGUGUAUUAUUCCAUACUAUUUGGUCUUACCUGCAUGGGACCAAGAUACGAGCUGGCCAAGGGAACAAAAAGUCCAAUACAAUACACACUUAUUUUGCAGGUCUGUAGAGCACCAAGGCCUCACACCACCACCCAACCUGUGCUGUGCAUAUUUGGUGGAGCAACUCCAUUCCUGAACAAGCCUAUUCACUUUCAGGGUUGUUGUUUUUUUCCUCCACUGUGGUCAUUGGCACUAUCAGACCCCUCCCUUCAUCUAUAAAGGUCUUGCUAUAUCAUUGCACUUGCUUUAGGCUGCACCAUGCAGACUUGCUGAGGAGUCAGCCCUGCUGACCUCAGGACUUCCUUCUAAAUAAAACUGCAUAGAACCAACCUGUUAAUAAAGGAGAGGGCCAGUUGUCUAAUAAAAUGGAGAUUUAAUUAAGAAUGCCAAGCACUGGAUCUUACAGAGGAAAUUGAUCCGGGUUCUGGAGGUGCACUCCUGUGAAAUGUGAAACCCAAGCUGUUUUGCUAAGAAGGGAAUACAGUGGGAAAUAUUAUUCACACAAAAUUCACAGAAGAGUUGGGGAACCCUGUGAGUGUGCCACAUACCUGAACGUCCUUUAGACAGACAUUCUGGAAACACAGGAUAAAUGAUUAACAGACUCGGAAUGCAAUCCAUUGACAGAAGCCAGACGAGCGCAGACACAGAGCAUACCCAGAGAGAAGAGGCUGUGCAAUCAGCGUGACUGAGAGGAGAUUGAAACACAGAGGCAUUGUCUGCCACAAUGUCCCAUGUAUGAAAACGCCAGGAGAUGCUAUCGGUGGUUGUACAAGAUUUCACAUUGAAAGGGGAGGGGUUAAGGAUUGUGUCUGAUCCUGAGGGAAGGAAGAGAAACAUCGGAGGCAGUCAAAGGCUACACUACAUCGUGCAGCUGGAUAUGAAGAGUGGAUAAAAAGAAUGGGACUGCAAAGGUGGGGUCUUGACUUUACUGGACAGGGAGAUCUCUCUCUCUCUCUCUCUCUCUCUCUCUCUCUCUCUCUCUCUCCUUGAACUUAGGGUAAUUCAAUGAAAUUGACUGGCAGCCACCAAUUCAGACAUUAGACAAAAUAACAUCUUCACCUAACACAUAACCUAUGGAAUUCACUGAUGCAGGAUUUAUUGAUGACCAUGUGAUUUUGAAGAAGCAUCAGAAAAACAGGGGAGAUGGAAGUUGUCAAUGGCAACUCUCCACGUCGAGAGUUAGGAAUUUAAAUUUGCUUCCCUUGGGCUGCAUUCAUAUAACUGUCAGGCCAAUGAAACUGUGGGGGGAUAUUUUUGUUUGUUACUACGGUAUGCAUGUAUUUUUGUGUUUUUACAUUGUAAACCAC